AUGGCACGCGUUCUGACGCGUUUUACUAGUGUCCGUCUCCUCAAACUUGCGCUGCCUUUGAUACCGACACAUGGUUUCACGCGCGCCGCCCUCGCUGAAUCCGUACUAGCCCUGCCGGCCUCAAGUCAGCACACCGCCCCCCUCUCAGAUACUGCAGUUUCUGCGCUCUUUGGUGAAGGAGAUGAUGCUCGAAGGACUCUGAUAAAUGCAUGGCUAGCGGAGGGAAUCUCACAGAUGGGGAAGACGCCGAGCUCAGCGCCGCCACUGGGACAAGCCUCGCCGAGACCGUCCAUCAGAGAUAUUUUGCAUCAGAGGCUGAGGUAUAAUGAACAGGCUCUGCAAUACUUGCCUGAAGCAUUCGCUUGUCUGGCGACACCGACUUCUAUCACGUCUAUGAUGUUGACGCCUCUCGAUCCCGUUCCGGCGGUGAAGCAUGCCGUGGGGAUAGCUGAUGAGGCAUGUUGCGUAUCGGGGGACCAGUCGCUUCAGCUUUCUUGGUAUGCCCGACGUGCUGCGCUCGCUGGGAUCUAUACAGCAGCUGAGCUUCAUCAAUUAGCGUCACCUAAAACUGCCCAUGCUUUCCUGGACUCCCUCCUAGCAUCUUCAUCCAAAUUGCACGCCUCAGUGGAAGAAGUAGGGCUGUUCGGAGGAUACGUGAUGAAGAGCUGGCAAGGGAUCAUUCGAAGUAGUGGUAUCUUUUAA
Molecule: messenger RNA, 702 nt
Organism: Pleurotus ostreatus (oyster mushroom)
Lineage: Eukaryota; Fungi; Basidiomycota; Agaricomycetes; Agaricales; Pleurotaceae
Exons: 3
Coding region: 1-702 (233 amino acids)
Biological process (GO): ubiquinone biosynthetic process
Cellular component (GO): mitochondrial inner membrane
Molecular function (GO): lipid binding
Source: RefSeq, a predicted model, not a curated record